Pararge aegeria (speckled wood butterfly) is the source of this 729-nucleotide messenger RNA. Its product is annotated as coiled-coil domain-containing protein 86. The record is from RefSeq and is a predicted model, not a curated record. Gene Ontology annotation, cellular component: nucleolus. NCBI's taxonomy places the organism in Eukaryota, Metazoa, Arthropoda, Insecta, Lepidoptera, Nymphalidae. The transcript has 2 exons. Bases 15 to 659 code for a protein of 214 amino acids.
UACCUCUAUACUCCAUGCUUGUGGCUCAUUCGUCCUUGACGCCGCCUUCAGCCUUAGUUGCAUACAUUUUAAGGUUACUUUUUGCGCUGAAAAAGUCAAAACUGAAGAUAUCUUGGGUCUUUAAAUUCUAUUUACAAAACAGGAUUAAAAGAGGUUCAAACGUAAAAAUGUCUGAAGAUACCAGUGAUGUUGUUUCGAAUAUAAUCAAAAGCUUAAAUAAAAGUGAAGACAUAAAUGCUCCAGCACAUGUUCAAGAUAAAGUGGCACGCAAAACAACAAAAGUUACUAACAACAAAAAAAAUGAUCUUUUGCGAGGUAAACCCAAAUCAGGCCGCUUUUGGAAAUCUAAGAAAGAAAGAUUUUCUACUAUGAUUAAAACAAAAGGAAUUAAACCAGAUUUUCAAAGGAAGACAGCUCUACGUUUGGAAUUGAAAAGAACAAAAGAGUUAUCAAAACAAAUCCAAGAGCAGAUAAAGGAAAAAGAACAAUUAAGAAAAGAAAGGCGACGAGAGAAUUUAAAACGUACUGAAGAAAAUAAGAAAAAGUCAGAAAUUGUACAAGUUAUUACAAACACUGCAAAACUGAAGAGAAUGAAGAAGAAACAAUUGAGAUUUAUUGAAAAAAGAGACACUAACAAGGAAAUAAAAUCUGUUAAGUAAAAUGCAUUUGUUUCUUUGAUGAGUGUCUAAUAAUGUAAGUUCAAUAAAUUAUCUUUGUAGGCAAAAAAUC